Messenger RNA from Bombyx mandarina (wild silkworm), 951 nucleotides. Its product is annotated as ubiquitin domain-containing protein 2. Gene Ontology annotation, molecular function: protein binding. NCBI's taxonomy places the organism in Eukaryota, Metazoa, Arthropoda, Insecta, Lepidoptera, Bombycidae. The record is from RefSeq and is a predicted model, not a curated record.
AAAACACAACUCUAAAUUUUUUUGACACAAGCGUAUGUACAGACAAAAAAAUGUUAUGUGGUUUAAUUUUAGUUGUAAAUAUUUGUUGGUAGCGAUUUAUGUAGAAUGUGAUAGCGAUGGGUGGCUGUAUAGGUAUUACUAGAAGUGGCAGCGGGCACAUAGAGGAAUCUUCUGGGACAGUUUCUCGGCCUAAUUCGGGAGGCCUAAGGAAAAACCAAUCAUUAUGUCAUGAAACAAUCAGAUGGAAGUCAGACGUACCUCUCACAGAGGGUCAGCUACGUAGCAAAAGAGAUGAAUUUUGGGACACCGCUCCAGCAUUUGAUGGCAGAAAAGAGAUAUGGGAUGCUCUUAGAGCAGCCGCUGUAGCUGCUGAGGCUAUGGACUUCCAGUUGGCCCAAGCUAUUCUGGAUGGAGCUAGUGUUUCAGUGCCUAAUGGCUACCUCACAGAGUGCUAUGAUGAAUGGGGCACAAGAUAUCAGGUACCGAUAUACUGUUUGUCUCCACCGAUAAACAUGGUGAAAGAGGCAAGCGGGCGCGACUCCCCUGCGGAGUGGUCGGAGCCGGCGGAGGGCGGCGCGGAGGUCACCCUGAGACUGCGCCUCUCCAGCUCCUGCAGGGACGUGGAGCUGGCGGUCUGCUCGCGGCACACGGUCGCGCACUGCAAGAACAAGCUACACGCUCAAGAGAAUAUAGAACCGUGGAGACAACGGUGGUUCUACGGGGGCAAGCUGCUCGGCGACAGACUGCUGGUGGAGGAAGCGAAGAUCACUCCGGGGUACGUGGUGCAGGUCAUCGUCAGCACCGACCCUCAGCCUCCCAGCUAGUCGCCAGCCACACGCGACAUCUGCACGCAACCGGAAGAAAUCAUUUCCUGAAUCGCGCUAACAACAUUUACCUACUACAAUCAAGUUUGCAUUUAUUUAAACAAGUUCUCAAGAACUGAAAAGCUGG